Molecule: messenger RNA, 2803 nt
Organism: Cydia strobilella
Lineage: Eukaryota; Metazoa; Arthropoda; Insecta; Lepidoptera; Tortricidae
Product: KRAB-A domain-containing protein 2-like
Exons: 3
Coding region: 120-1091 (323 amino acids)
Source: RefSeq, a predicted model, not a curated record
CAUCAAAACAAAUAUGGCGUCAAGACUGUCAAGAGCCCAACCCGUGAAUGUUAUUUUUAGCACUUGUGUGCAAUUUUAAGUGAAAUUAACGCGUGGUAUUGUCAAAAUAAUAUGAAAACAUGGAAGUGCCAAAUAAUACCACGACUUCUGCAAGCUUUUGCGAAAAGUUUGAGUCUGAAUUGACUGAAUACGAACAAAAACACCAAGGGGCUCAAAAAAAACCGUGGACUGCCGAAAAAGUUUUGGAGGUUAUGAACAAUAUCCGUAAAGCUAGGGUGACCGUGAGUUCCAAUCAACCCAGGACGUCUAUGGACUAUUACUGGUUAUCAAAGUAUGACAUAAUGAAAAUAGAGAAUAAAGAGUAUUUAAUAUUUAAACGGAAAACUCUAAAUGAUCCUACCAUACGUAUUGUACCAAGAAACGAAUACUUUAACAUACUAGAAGAAGUCCAUAUAUCUUGCGGCCAUGGCGGCCGAGACAAAAUGACACAAGCUAUAAAAUCAAAAUUUUAUAUACCAAAAAAAGCAGUAGAAAUAUUCGUUUCUCAUUGUCCUACAUGCGAAACAAAAAAACAGCUCAGGAAAGGGAUUGUGUCUCAAGAUUUUAAUAUCAGUGGGCAGGUGGAUGUAAUUGAGUUCCAAUCUUGUCAUGACGCCGACGGCGAGUAUAAGUGUAUGCAAAGUGCUAUUUCAACGUAUGAUACUCUGCAAGACGAAUACACCGACGCUGAUACGAGUUCAGGAAUCUCACCAGAUCGGCGGCCGUCGUCCACCAGCAACACACCCAACCGAGCCUCUGACGACAUCCCAGAAUCGGACGACGCGGACGCCCCAGUGCCGUUCACUACACAUCCACACAAGCGACAAGCGGCCAAUCGCAAACGCAAGCUAAGUGAAAAAACAAAAGUCUCUUCUACGCACGAGGCGUUUGGUCACUAUAUUGCGGACAAGUUACAAAAUCUGCCGCAUAAGCAAAGAAUAUUUGCAGAGAAAUUAAUAAAUGACUCGAUUUUUGAGGCGGAGCUGGGGAAUUUGAGUAGAGAUUGUUAUGUUUAUGUGCCGGCACGGAUAAAGACGUCAGGUUCGGAGUGAUCGUCGGUUAACAUUUGUUUCUUACAUAUGUUGAAUGUUGUUAAAACUGGCUCUGGGAGCUAUAGACCUCGCGAUAAGUUUAAAAAUGUAAAAAUAAAAAAUACUUUGUUAUCACAGUGAACUUAAAAUGGUCUUAAACACCAUAAACCCUCAUGGCACUUAAGUUCUUUUAGUCGUUUUCCCUGGGACCGGAUACCGGUAUUUUUUGUAUGGGAACGAAAACGGUAUUUUUUGUAUAGGAACGAAAACAGUAUUAUUUCGUUCUUAGUUAAUUAUUUCAUUUCUUAUAGGGCAAUCUAAGAAUACGGAGUCGUUACGUAAAAACACAAGUGAGUCCUACAUUUUGAGUUUAAAAUAAUACGAAAUAUAUGUGGUUAUUUCGAAGUUUUUGCCAAAAACCGGUACCGAUCCCUGUGUUUUCCACCAUUUUGAACGUUGAAAAAAAAAACAAAAAAAAUUUACUUAUCUAUGGAACGUGCACACAAAAUUUCACGAGCAUUGGUUGAGCUAUUCUGUUGAGGAGAACAUCCAGACAGGCGCCAUCAUAGCUUACCCCCUUUCUCUAGUUUUGUUGAGAUUUUGGUUAUAGGGCUGGCAUCCAGGCCAUGAAAAAAAAAACAAGAAUUUGACACAAAUCUAGGGAUUGACAGGGCAAGCUAUGCUGGCGCCAUCUGUAAAAUACGUCGACCGGCCAACCUCAUUCAAACAUAAUAAGGUAAUACAAAUGGUGCCUAAAAUAACAUGUACAUAUUAUAAUUUUAAUGAACAUUCUAAAAAUGUAGUUCCUAAUAUUUAAUGUAUAUUAAAAAACAUAAAUGUGAAAUGAGAGCCAAGUUCAAUAUUAAGAAUAUGUGUCCUUGUUGACUCACCAACAAAAGAAUUGAGAUCUAUUUCAAUAUUUUUUCCUAUAUGUGUAAUAUUUCAUUGUUAUUUGUUGUUUUAAAUUAUUUCUAUAGCAUGACAUUGUCAUAUAUUUAUUUUAGACUUUUUAGGGUUCCGUACCCAAAGGGUAAAAACCGGCCAAGUGCGAGUCGGACUCGCGCACGAAGGGUUCCGUACCAUUACGGAAAAAAAACAGCAAAAAAAUCACGUUUGUUGUAUGGGAGCCCCAUUUAAAUAUUUAUAUUAUUCUGUUUUUAGUAUUUGUUGUUAUAGUAUAUAUGGACAACAGAAAUACAUCAUCUGUGAAAAUUUCAACUGUCUAGCUAUCACGGUUCAUGAGAUACAGUCUGGUGACAGCGGAGUCUUAGUAAUAGGGUCCCGUUUUUACCCUUUGGGUACGGAACCCUAAAAACGGGACCCUAUUACUAUGACUCUCCUGUCCGUCUGUCUGUCACCAUCUCAUGAACCGCGAUAGCUAGACAGUUGAAAUUUUCACAGAUGAUGUAUUUCUGUUGCCGCUAUAACAACAAAUACUAUUAGUACGGAACCCUCGGUACGCGAGUCCGACUCGCACUUGGCCGGUUUUUUUAACAUCCGCCUAUUAUGUAUAUUUAAUUAUUUAUACAUUUAUAGUAUUUAUCAAACUCGACGGGUCAUCUCAAUAUAAUUUACUACCUAAAAACGCAAAAUCUCGCAAAAUUGUAUUGAGAUGACAUGUGUUACCGUACCCAUCUUGUAAAAAACACGAAACACUAGCUGAUCUGAUUGUGACGCACUUUAUGUAACAUAGUAUAAUUUAUAAUCGGUACUGACUUUCGUAUAAUAAAUUA